AUGAAGGCUGUCUCGAUAAGGCAGGUAAGUGCCAUAAUCAUACUAGAUAACAAUGGAAAACGAAUUGCAGUGAAGUAUUACAACGAUCAGGCCCCACUGAAGGGAGAAAAUAAAUUAGUCCCGAAAAACACAAACAAAGAUUUAGUAAGCAACGCAUUUGAAAAUACGUAUAAUAAUUUACGCACAGUGGAAGACCAGAAAUUAUUUGAAAGUGAUAUAACGGAAAAAGCUAGGAAGUUGGGUGGAGAUUCCAGCGAAACGGAAGUGUUAGUCCUCAAUAAAUUCACCAUCCUCUAUCUGCUAAUAAAUGAUGUAAGCAUCUACAUCGUAGGAGAAGAAAGUGACAACGAAAUUAUUCUCCAUGAGAUUAUGCAGACAGUACAGCAGUGCCUAGACAAUGUUACAAAUAAUCAGAUAGGGAAGAAACAACUCCUCGACAAACUAGAUUCAAUCUAUUUAAUUCUUGACGAAAUUGCUGAUAGUGGAAUUAUUAUGGAGACCAACCCGAAUGUCAUUAUAAACCGGUUGUACAUGCACGAGAGUGACUUGCAGGAACACACACCCCUCAACCAGGCCAUCUCCUCGGCUAAGGAGAACAUCAUUCGCAGCUUGCUCAGCGGCACAUAG
Plasmodium knowlesi strain H is the source of this 627-nucleotide messenger RNA. RefSeq names its product coatomer subunit zeta, putative. The transcript has a single exon. NCBI's taxonomy places the organism in Eukaryota, Apicomplexa, Aconoidasida, Haemosporida, Plasmodiidae. The record is from RefSeq and is a predicted model, not a curated record. Gene Ontology annotation, cellular component: COPI vesicle coat. Gene Ontology annotation, biological process: retrograde vesicle-mediated transport, Golgi to endoplasmic reticulum; intra-Golgi vesicle-mediated transport; intracellular protein transport. Bases 1 to 627 code for a protein of 208 amino acids.